Messenger RNA from Syzygium oleosum, 864 nucleotides. RefSeq names its product extensin. The transcript has a single exon. The record is from RefSeq and is a predicted model, not a curated record. The coding region runs from base 385 to 798 and encodes 137 amino acids. NCBI's taxonomy places the organism in Eukaryota, Viridiplantae, Streptophyta, Magnoliopsida, Myrtales, Myrtaceae.
GUCUCGAGGCCGCCUCGACGAGGACCGCCUUGCGGAAUCCCCUAGAGAACAUGCCAGACCAGUGAUUUUUUAUGAGCGUGAGGACAAAGAGGGCGCGACGACUUAGAUCAACCAUGAUAGGAGAGGGUCCAAAUGUGUACUAGCUAAACAAAAUAGGAGAGGGGUCCAAAUGGGUAGUAGCUGAAACUUGGUUUUCAAGGCAUUACGAAGUUCUUUGGUCUUUUACGUGAAUCAUGACAAAAACCCACAAACUCAAGUCACCCAAUAAGUCAAGCCAUCCCUCGUCACUCGACCGACAGCUUCCCCUCACUCUCUGAAGUCCCUACCAUCCUCCACUCCUCCUCACUUUCCUCCUCCUCCUUCACCUCAUCACCAUCCUCACACAUGGCCACAAGAGCGACCAAGCUCGUCUCCGCCCUCUUCUUGGUCUCCAUUUUCUCGCAAUUGGCCGGGAAAGCGAGAUCCGACCAGCCGUGCGCCUAUCCAUGCUACCCGCCCCCCGCCGGCAGUGGAACUACGGUUACUCCAGUCACGACCACACCGCCUUCUCAAACAGGGUCGUAUUCGCCUCCCAAUUACCUCCCUCCGCCGGCAGGGUACUUCCCGUUCACCCCUCCGCCACCUUAUGGCGGCGGUUUCUAUAUUCCCCCGCCACCCAACUCCAUCAUGCCGUACUUCCCGUACUACUACCGGAAGCCCCCGGGUCAGACGGAGUCGUCGGCAUCGUCUCUCGGAGAAUCAACGGUCAUGGUUGCUGGGACUGGCCUGUUGUGUUUGUUGUACUUAAUUCUGAGCUAAGUCUAGUGGUGGAAUUUUCUUUCAGUUUUAUUCCCUGAGGUAAUUAUUGUGAGAUGAGAUUUAUGU